UCAACUUUUAAUUCUGGCAAUACAUUGAAGUUUUUACUAUUAUCUUCUUUUUCACCUUUAACAUCUCUUCUUCUUUUUUGUGUCUUCAAUGCAUCAUGGAAAAUUGUACUUAAAUUAGGAGAAAUCCUUUUGACACACGGGGCUGUCCUGUUAUAUAUCCACCAUUGUCUAGUUAUUUAGUUCCAUAGCAGUUUCAGAUGUUUACUUUUUUUGUGAGACAUGUGUGUCAGUUAUAUUUCGUUUUUGAUAAAUAACAUAUGUGACUGUUUAAUCAAGUGUUAUUGAUUCAAGUUUUUGUUAACUAUGGCAACCAGGAAGACACUUCAAAAAUUUAUUGCUGAUGGCGUCAUCUGACGAAGAGGGGGAAAUUGUUGCCGACUGCAUAAGCAAUUACCAUUUUCUUGACCUUAAUGGAGGACCUGUUUCAUUUUCAAUUUUGCCUCUUCUGUGGGGUGAGGAUGACAUAUUUGGGGCACUGAAUGAAGAGUUAGUUUUGCGUGGAACUUCAGAUGAUGGUCUUCAGCACAUCUAUAAGAAUGUUCUAGCAUGGAGAUUUGAACUUUCUUAUGCCCUGCCAGAAAUUCAUGUGCUCUCUAAAGAUAAAAUCUGGAUCAAACUCCUCAAACCUCGAAAAAGUUACAGAGAUACUAUCAGAACAAUACUCAUCACUGUCCAUUUCCUCCACUUUGUGAAGAAGAACCCAGACACAUUUGGAGAGACUGUGUGGAAUUACAUUCGGAAAAUUUUAAGUUCAUACGAGGUACUACCUUCUAAGGAUGAUCUACUAGAGCACAUGCCAACAAUCAAAGAAGCUGCAAGGAGGGACAAAGAUUUAUCUAGUUCCAAGAGCUUUAAUGCAUUUCUUUUGGAGACAUCACAAACGACGAUACACGGUUAUGAGUGCAAUCAGGCGAAAAGGAGACCCCAGUUUAUUAUUGAGACCGAUAACGAUGCUGAUAGCGGUGCUGAUGAUGAUUCAGAUGAAGAUGAAGAUGAAACAUUUGAUCAUGUCUGUGCUCUUUGUGAUGAUGGGGGAGAAAUUCUGUGUUGUGAAGGCCGCUGCAUACGAUCAUUCCACCCGACUGUGGAAUCUGGAGCUGGAUCUUGUUGUGAAUCUCUUGCUUACAGGAAUCACCAAGCAAUCCAGACCUUCUUGUGCAAAAAUUGCCGAUAUCAACAACAUCAAUGUUUUGCUUGUGGCUUGUUGGGGUCUUCAGACAAAUCAACUGGUGCAGAGGUCUUCCCCUGUGUUUCUGCAACUUGUGGACACUUCUUUCAUCCUAAAUGCGUCUCAGAGUUACUUUAUCCUGAUGAUAAAUGUCGAGCCUUAGAGCUGCAGAAGGAAAUUGUAGCUGGAGAAUCGUUUACUUGCCCUGCUCAUAAAUGUUUUAUCUGCAAGCAAGGAGAGGAUAAAAAGUCAUAUGAGUUACAAUUUGCAAUUUGUAGACGCUGUCCAAAGGCAUAUCACCGCAGAUGCUUACCAAGAUGUAUUUCUUUUGAGCCUUCCAAUUAUGACAAAAGCAUUCAGAAAAGGGCUUGGAAUGAUCUUUUGCCCCGUCGUAUCUUGAUAUACUGUAUGGACCACAAGAUCAUUCCUAAAAUUGGGACUCCAAAAAGGGACCAUAUCGUAUUUCCACAUAUUGAUGGGAAAGCAAACUCACAAUCUUCAGGACUUCCAUCAGGACCUGUGAGGAUACUCUCACGAAGGAGUAAGGUCCUUGGUGUUCUCACUGAAACAAGACUCCUGAACAUGAAAAGGCCUUCUGAGGUGAGGCACAAUGCUGCUGAAGUUGGUGAUUCUUAUGGAAAAGGAAAACCAUUUAAGCGUCCAACACAGGAAAAAGGCAAAUGGAAGGCGCCACUGGACACAAAGUUGGUCUGUACCCCACAAAGUACUUCUAGUGGCAAGACAGUGAGUGUCCGACCAAUUGUGCCAGUAAUGAAGAAGGCCAGCGGUACACAGCAAUUGGCAGAUAAUGAAUUGAAAAAGAGAAUGAUGACUUUGAUAAAAAACUCCACCGCUUCGUUUAAUGUGGAGGAAUUUGUGAAUGAGCAGUACCGGAAAUGUAUCGAUAGUAACUCUCGGAAUUUUUUCACAGACAAAGACAUUACCUUGGGAAAAGUUCAGAACUCCGUGAAUGCUAUUCGAGUAGCCUUGAAGAAACUAGACGAAGGAUGCAGCAUUGAAGACGCCAAAGCUGUCUGUGAACCAGAAAUUCUCAGUCAGAUUUUCAGAUGGAAGAAGAAGCUAGGAUCUUAUCUUGCCCCUUUUCUCAAUGGCAUGCGCUAUACAUCUUUUGGUCGCCACUUCACGAAGGUGGACAAACUGAAAGAGGUGGUUGAUAGACUAAGAUGGUAUGUGCAGGAUGGUGACACGAUGGUCGACUUCUGCUGUGGCUCCAAUGAUUUUAGCUGCUUGAUGAAAGAAGAACUAGACAGAAUGGGGAAAACAUGUCAAUUCAUAAAUUUUGAUGUCGUACACCCAAAGAAUGAUUUCAACUUUGAGAAGAGGGAUUGGAUGACUGUUGGUUUAAGAGACUUGCCAGAAGGAUCCAAAUUGAUCAUGGGGUUCAAUCCCCCUUUUUCCAAGGCAUAUGAAUUUAUAAGCAAAGCUCUCACAUUCAGACCAAAGCUUCUCAUUAUUACUGUUCCGAAAGAAACAAAAAGACUUGAUGAAAGAAAGAAGAAUCCAUAUGAUAUAAUUUGGGAAGAUGACGUUAUCUUGGCCGGCAAGUCCUUUUACCUGCCAGGAUCAAUUAAUGUGCAUAACCAGCAGAUGGAGCAAUGGAACAUCGCGUCCCCUCCAUUGUAUCUGUGGAGUCGCCCAGAUUGGACUGCUAAGCACAAAGCAGUAGCUAUCGAGCGCGGGCAUAUAAGAAAAGAUAGUCAAAUGUCAGAAGCAGAAAGAAACAAAGUAAACACGGGGGUAACAAAUUACUUGAUGCAAGAAACACGUGAUUGCUAUGGUGACUUUUCCGACAUCAUGACCAGCUGUGGUGACAUUAAUAGCUUGCUCGAUGAUAUCCCUGAGAUUCCUAUUGAUGCUGAAUAUAAUCAAAAUCAACGCUUUGGAGUUCCCGAGCUGGAAUAUGGCUUUGGCAAUAGUCAAGAGGUACUUGGCUGUGAAGCUAAGGAUGAAAAUGAAACGUCGCAAGCUGAGGAUAUGUGCACUGACAUGGAUCUGUCUCCAAUGAAUUCCCCACUUCACUGAAAGAUCAAGUCUCUCUCUUCACAAUGCUAGGUCUUCGUCUUUAGUUCUGGAUUUACUACUCAUGUCUCUGUGCUAAUAUCCAUGUCUAAGUUUUAUGUGUUUAAAUGACACUAUAUGUGCUUCAUUAUUGGUUAAGUCUAAUUUUAGUACUUGUGAUAUCUAACUAUGCAAAUUUAACCUUCAAUUACUUGAAAUGUGCACUUUUAAUCCA
Molecule: messenger RNA, 3422 nt
Organism: Lycium barbarum (goji berry)
Lineage: Eukaryota; Viridiplantae; Streptophyta; Magnoliopsida; Solanales; Solanaceae
Product: protein ENHANCED DOWNY MILDEW 2-like
Exons: 19
Coding region: 341-3211 (956 amino acids)
Source: RefSeq, a predicted model, not a curated record